Eptesicus fuscus (big brown bat) is the source of this 3437-nucleotide messenger RNA. It is a transcript of the gene ABCB9, whose product is annotated as ATP binding cassette subfamily B member 9. Gene Ontology annotation, molecular function: ABC-type oligopeptide transporter activity; ATP hydrolysis activity; ATP binding. NCBI's taxonomy places the organism in Eukaryota, Metazoa, Chordata, Mammalia, Chiroptera, Vespertilionidae. Gene Ontology annotation, biological process: transmembrane transport; peptide transport. The record is from RefSeq and is a predicted model, not a curated record. Bases 344 to 2599 code for a protein of 751 amino acids. The transcript is spliced from 12 exons. Gene Ontology annotation, cellular component: lysosomal membrane.
GCCCGGGCGGGAGGCGGGAGGAGCGGAGCUAGCUCGGGGGAGCCAGCGCUGCGCGGGGUGCAGUCUCCAAUGAGCGGCGCGGAGGCGCCCCCGACGAUCCGAGUUCGCUGCGCCCCCUCCUCACGGCUUACCUGGUGCCAGUUAAGGUAACAGAUGAGGAAACUGAGGCUCAGAGGGGCCGAGUGACUCGCUCAAGGUCACACAGCCAGGAGGCAGCCAACUCGAACCCCUCGCCCUUUUGCCCCAACAGGUCUGGCCUCCCCCCCGCAGGCAAUGGCUUUGCCCGCCAUGACCUAGAGCCCGCCCCCCUCCCCGCCGCGCCGGCCCACCGCCAGCCAGCAGGAUGCAGCUGUGGAAGGCGGUGGCGGCGACCCUGGCCUUCAUGACCACGGACGUCGGCGUGACCACGGCCAUCUACGUCUUCAGCCACCCGGACCGCAGCCUGCUGGAGGACAUCCGCCACUUCAACGUCUUCGACUCGGUGCUCGACCUGUGGGCGGCCUGCCUGUACCGCAGCUGCCUGCUGCUGGGGGCCACCCUCGGCGUGGCCAAGAACAGCGCCCUGGGGCCGCGGCGGCUGCGGGCCUCGCGGGUGGUCAUCGCCCUGGUGUGCCUCCUCGUGGGCAUCUACGCCAUGGUGAAGCUGCUGCUCUUCUCCGAGGUCCGCAAGCCGGUCCGGGACCCCUGGUUCUGGGCCCUCUUCGUGUGGACCUACAUCUCGCUCGCGGCCUCCUUCCUGCUCUGGCGGCUGCUGUCCACCGUGCGGCCGAGCGCCAAGGCCCUGGAGCCGGGGGCGGGCGCCGAGGCCGAGGCCGCGGGCUUCCCCGCGGAGGACCAGCCGGCGGCGUCUGAGCAGGCGUCGGGGGCCACGCUGCAGAAGCUGCUGUCCUACACCAAGCCCGACCUGGCCUUCCUCGUGGCCGCCUCCUUCUUCCUCAUCAUCGCGGCUCUGGGAGAGACGUUCCUGCCCUACUACACCGGCCGCGCCAUCGACGGCAUCGUCAUCCAGAAGAGCAUGGAGCAGUUCAGCACGGCCAUCGUGGUCAUGUGCCUGCUGGCCCUUGGCAGACUGAACAUUCGCCUCCGGAACUGCCUCUUCCGCUCCCUGGUGUCUCAGGAGACGAGCUUCUUUGACGAGAACCGCACAGGCGACCUCAUCUCCCGCCUCACCUCGGACACCACCAUGGUCAGCGACCUGGUCUCGCAGAACAUCAACGUGUUCCUGCGGAACGCGGUCAAGAUCACGGGCGUGGUGGUCUUCAUGUUCAGCCUCUCGUGGCAGCUCUCCCUGGUCACCUUCAUGGGCUUCCCCAUCAUCAUGAUGGUGUCCGACAUCUACGGCAAGUACUACAAGAGGCUCUCCAAGGAGGUCCAGAACGCCCUGGCCCGAGCCAGCAACACGGCCGAGGAGACCAUCAGUGCCAUGAAGACGGUCCGCAGCUUCGCCAACGAGGAGGAGGAGGCGGAGGUGUACUCGCAGAAGCUGCAGCAGGUGUACAAGCUGAACAGGAAGGAGGCGGCCGCCUACACGUACUACGUCUGGGGCAGCGGGCUCACGCUGCUGGUGGUCCAGGUCAGCAUCCUCUACUACGGGGGCCACCUCGUCAUCUCGGGGCAGAUGACCAGCGGCAACCUCAUCUCCUUCAUCAUCUACGAGUUCGUCCUGGGAGACUGUAUGGAGUCCGUGGGCUCCGUCUACAGCGGCCUGAUGCAAGGAGUGGGGGCCGCCGAGAAGGUCUUCGAGUUCAUUGACCGGCAGCCAACCAUGGUGCACGAUGGGAACUUGGCCCCUGACCACGUGGAGGGCCGCGUGGACUUUGAGAACGUGACCUUCACCUACCGCACUCGGCCCCACACCAAAGUCCUGCAGGACGUCUCCUUCAGCCUGUCCCCAGGAAAGGUGACGGCGCUCGUGGGGCCCUCGGGCAGCGGGAAGAGCUCCUGCGUCCACAUCCUGGAGAACUUCUACCCCCUGGAGGGGGGCCGCGUGCUGCUGGACGGGAAGCCCAUCAGCGCCUACGACCACAAGUUCCUGCACCGCGUGAUCUCCCUGGUGAGCCAGGAGCCGGUGCUGUUCGCCCGCUCUAUCACGGAGAACAUCUCCUACGGCCUGCCCACCGUGCCCUUCGAGAUGGUGGUGGAGGCUGCGCAGAAGGCGAACGCCCACGGCUUCAUCAUGGAGCUCCAGGACGGCUACAAUACAGAGACGGGGGAGAAGGGCGCCCAGCUGUCGGGGGGCCAGAAGCAGCGGGUGGCCAUGGCCCGGGCCCUGGUGCGGAAGCCGCCGGUGCUCAUCCUGGACGAAGCCACCAGUGCCCUGGACGCCGAGAGCGAGUUCCUGAUCCAGCGCGCCAUCCACGGCACCCUGCAGCAGCACACGGUGCUCGUCAUCGCGCACCGCCUGAGCACGGUGGAGCGGGCGCACCGCAUCGUGGUGCUGGACAAGGGCCGCGUGGUGCAGCAGGGCACCCACCAGCAGCUGCUGGCCCAGGGCGGCCUCUACGCCAAGCUGGUGCAGCGGCAGAUGCUGGGGCUCGAGCCCGCCCCGGACUGCUCGGCCGGCCACAGCGAGCCGGGCGGCGGCGGCCACAAGGCCUGACCGUCCGCCCUGCCUGUCCCGUGGGGCAGAGGCCCCGCGCCCACCUGUCAGACGUGCCCACGGAGGGCGGCCCUCGGAGCCCAGGCCCACGGCCCCGGCGGGCGGCCGGCCACGCCCCGUGUCACUGCUUCCUGCUUCUCGUCCUGGUCCCCGUGGUCCCGGCCACCGCCAGCCCCAGGCGGCCAGCCGCUCCCUCCCGUCCGGGCGGUGCGGCCGCGCGGGGUCUCCUCCUGGUCUCCGAGGCGAAGGCAGCGGCACCGCUUCACACCAGGAUCUCACCGGGAUGUCACUGCCUGGUUGGAUGGGCCCCGGUCAACUCCCAGAUUUCAAAAACAGUUUCUCACUGGGCGUCGUGGUGGGCAAGGUCACUGAGAUGUUCUAGAAACUUCUGAGCCAGGAAUGAGUGACCUUCCUCAUAGCCGGGGGGAGGUCACGGGGGAGCUGGGCCUCUACCCUUUGCCCCCGUCUCUCCCUCUUCCCAGCUUCGUGAGUCAGGCCCAGGGCGGGUGGGAGGAUGCACGCCGCCUGCCCAGUCCUGCCCGUCUCACUGUGAACCACUGCGAACCUUAACUGGGGGAGCGAGGGGCUGGCCAGGCCUGGCGAAGCCUCGGGUGACCCCAGCCCAGCACCCAGCUUUAGCCCCUCCCCCACUCCCCUCCGCUGGCCGCCCCCACCUGCCCCCACCUGCCACUCUGCUGCUCCCAGGCCCUUUGCUGUUUAGGAGGCCCGUUCUCUGCCCUGAUCAGCGGAUGGGAUGGGGGCAAAGUCCAGGGUCUGGCUUUGCAGGGAAGUUGCAAAAUGUUGGGAGAACCCAGUCAAUAAAGUGUACUACCUCUGA